AUGACGACGGCACCUUCCGCCCCCAAUCUCGCCAUCUUCCGCAGUUAUGCAUCCAAACCUAAUCCAAUCACUCUACCACCGUCAAUUCUACUCUCUCACUCAGAAACAUGUCUGACGGUCUUUGAUGCGUUCCCCAAAUCCAUCUUUCACUUUCUGGUCAUACCCCGGAUCCAGCCGCCAUUGAGCGCACGCCAUCUCACAGACUUGCGUUCUUUGCUUCGAUGCGAGAAAAGUACCGCAAAGGAGGUGCUUAUGAACUUAAACGAAGAAGCGAAUAACGUGAAGAAGAUGAUCGAGGAAGAGAUGAUGAAGUUGUACAAGUUCAAGUGGGAAAUUUGGAUGGGGUUUCACCCGAUUUCGAGCAUGGAACACCUCCAUUUGCAUGUGCUUUCUGCAGACUUGUAUUCUCCGAAGAUGAAGACGAAGAAGCACUAUAACUCGUUUGAUCCUAGCUUGGGAUUCUUUCUGCAUUUGAAAGAUGUUCUUUCGUGGUUCGAUGCCGUGCCUUCGUAUUAUCAAAGAAUGAUUAAGCUCGAUGCCAGCCAGUAUCAGUUGCUAUUAAAGGACGGCGACCUUUGUUGCUGGCAGUGCGAUCGUGCCCUGGAGAGCAUGCCUAAGCUGAAGGCACAUUUACAAGAUGAGUUCGGUAAGCUGACGACGAGGGAGAAGGCGAAGUCAGAAAGGAAAAGGAAACGUACCGAUGUACCCGUUUCGUCCGUGCGGGCAGUGGUGACCGAUGAUGAGCGACCUGACAAGGUCGCUCGUUUAACACCUAGCCGAGGUGAUGAUUCCAGCGAUCCAACUGUAGGUGCCGACCUACUGUCGUAA
Messenger RNA from Suillus discolor, 828 nucleotides. RefSeq names its product HIT-like domain-containing protein. Lineage: Eukaryota; Fungi; Basidiomycota; Agaricomycetes; Boletales; Suillaceae. Bases 1 to 828 code for a protein of 275 amino acids. The record is from RefSeq and is a predicted model, not a curated record. Gene Ontology annotation, biological process: single strand break repair; double-strand break repair. The transcript has 3 exons. Gene Ontology annotation, molecular function: single-strand break-containing DNA binding; mismatched DNA binding; double-stranded RNA binding. Gene Ontology annotation, cellular component: nucleus.